GUUUAGGAAACCCCUCCUUGGACCUGCCAAGAGAGAGAGAGAGAGAGAGAGAGAGAGAGGGGCCAGGGAGUUUCCAUUGAUCCAGUUCAAUUAACAGGGUUUUUAUCCACUUCAUCACAUCCAGCUGCCUGAGCUAUUUGGCACUUGAAGCCUGUGCAUGCUGGGAGAUUGUGCUAACUGCUCAGAAAGACGUUGAAAACAUAAAAUAAAAUAACAUUAUUAAGGCCGUCUGGGUUUUCGCUCCUCUCGUGAGUCUAUGAAACUUUAAUAGGGUCUAAUUUCCAAAGCAUUUCAUAAUUUAUUGCUGUGUUGAUGUACGUGCGAACCCUCUGAAAAAGAGUCAAAGAGAAUACGGUCACGCUUUAUUAACGAAGUAAAAAAAAAAAAAAAAGAAAUACUGCCAGGAUUCAAUUUGGUGUAAAAAAAAAAAAAAAAAAAAAAAAGUUGGCUGUUCGACAAUGAGUAGGAGCGGAUAAUGCUCUCACCGGGUGGAGAAAAAUCACUGUCAUAUAAUAUUUACUACAGCUACAUUAGCUCAUAGCUGCCAAAGCCUUUAUUUCCCAAAGGUCUCUUGUAUUUUUGAGUUCAGCUUUAAGAGGCAGCUGAAUCCUUUUUUGCUCACAGCUUUUGUCCAGGACGGAUGUGGAGACUUUCUACCAUGAGUAGUUCUGAAGGGUCAGUUUGCAGAAAUAUUUACAAAAAAAAAACUAUCACCAAUUUCACCUCCCAUCAAAAUACGGUGUGUUUUCGAUGUGUUUGAAGCAGUACAGAAAAUCUAACAACACCCUGUGCAGAAACAAUGGCCUUUUUUAUUUAGUCAUAGGAACUGUUUAUGGAUCCAAACCGGCCGUCUUGUAUGACAGGCAGCUUCAGUGGCCUGGCCCAGAUCUGACUCGCCUCCAGUGAUGGGGGGGUUAAACAACACAGCUGGUCAUCCGGUGUCACUCAUCUGCUCUGCAAGACUUAGAGAGAACGCAACUCAACCUCCCAGCGGACUUACCCUAGUUGAGCCAGAUAUACACCAAACAAUAUUUUUAAAAGGUCACUCGCCCUCCUGCCAUUUUAUUUCCUCACAUAUGGACAGUUUUUUUCAUUUAUGGGAUCAGAGAGACCAAACAAAGAAGACCUGACCCCUAUCAUAUCCUGAAGGAGAUGAGACAUAGAGCAUGACCCAGUGUUUGUCUGCAGUGCCAAAGAGCCAGAGAGAAGACUCCAUGGCCAGAGUAUCAUCACCUUCCUAGCUCCUACAGGAGCCCUUUGAACCCUGCUCCAGGGACUUGUACGUUCCACCGAUUCCACGAGGAGGUUCACUCCAAUCCAUCUGCCAGCUCAGAUAACCCUCUGACUGUUGGCAACCACAUGUUUGAGGUGACUAUAUGUGACCACAGCCGCCGCCCAUUUUCGAGCAGCAGCUGCAGCAGCCUCCUGCGACCUCGAUCUGCACCAUGCAGUGGAGACGGCGGCACUGCUGUCCCAUCAAGAUGACCUGGACCGUCAAGCGUUCGCUCUUUCGGACCCAUGUGGCUGGCCUUCUCUCACUGGCGCUGCUCUUUACUUUCUUCUUGUUUUUCAGUCAUCAGGACUGGCUGCCUGGACGCACCGGACCCCGGGAAAACCCCCUGGCUUAUACUGUCAGGGGCUUCCGUAGCCCAAAGGGAGAAGUCAACCAGAGCAGCUCCCUGAGGAGUCUGUGGAGGGAGACUGGGUAUGUGGCACCAAAGCCUCUGCUGAAUCUCAGCUCUCAGCAGGCGGAAGGGGCAGCCAGCGAGGCAGGAGGAGGAGGAGGAGGAGCAGGGGCAGCGGGAGGAGGAGCCAGGAUGGGUGUCAUGGGUCUUGGGGACUCUAUGAGCGCUAACAACAGUUUACAAAAGGAGAUGGGUGUGGGAGGUAAGCUUAGUGCUCAACCUUACCGCUAUAUCCUUAAUGAGCCCUACAAGUGCAGGGACAGUACCCCCUUCCUCAUCCUCCUCAUUGCUGCUGAACCGGCUCAGGCUGAUGCUCGAAACGCCAUCCGGCAGACGUGGGGUAAUGAAAGCGUAGCGAUGGGCCUGGGGUUUGUCCGUCUUUUCCUGCUCGGCACAGGAAAGAGUUCAGACACCUACCUUCAGAGCAGCAUAGAAGAGGAGAGUCGCAUUUAUCAUGACAUUAUCCAACAGGACUAUCAGGACACUUAUUACAAUCUGACCAUCAAAACCCUGAUGGGCAUGAACUGGGUGGCCACCUACUGCCCACAUGCCGUAUAUGUGAUGAAGACAGACAGCGACAUGUUUGUCAACACCGAGUAUCUAAUUCAAAAGCUGCUCAAGCCCGAGCUGCCUCCAAAGCAGAGAUACUUCACAGGCUACCUAAUGAGGGGCUACGCACCAAACCGAAACAAGGACAGUAAGUGGUACAUGCCUCCAGAGCUGUACCCGAGUGAGCGCUACCCGAUAUUCUGCUCAGGCACAGGGUACGUGUUCUCAGGGGACAUGGCCGAGCUGAUCUACCAGGCCUCUCUCAGCAUACGCAGGCUGCACCUGGAAGACGUUUACGUAGGGAUAUGCCUGGCAAAGCUGCGCAUCGACCCGGCGCCACCGCCCAAUGAGUUCCUUUUCAACCACUGGCGGGUUUCUUACUCCAGCUGCAAGUACAGCCACCUGAUCACGUCACAUCAGUUCCAACCCAGUGAACUCAUCAAGUACUGGAACCACUUGCAGAUCAACAAGCACAAUGCCUGUAUCAACAUGGCCAAAGAAAAGAAUGGCAGGUACAGACACAGGAAGUUUCACGGAGAGAGACCCCCAUGAUGCAUCCUGAGAUUAGUACCUGCCUCAGAAUAAAGGGAGAGACGAGGCUAAGGUAACUACAGCCGGAGGAUGAGAUGUUGAACUCGACACUAUACACUAUAAUGGGGAAAAGCACAUUGUUUUUGGUAUUGUGUACAGUUGAUGAUCCAAACUAUUUUUUUAAUUUGAGAAAAAUGUUAAGUAUUGUAAACUUGUUGAGCUAUUUACAAAAAGGAGAGUGGAUAAAAUAUAUGUGUGAUUUUGAAGCAUGCACAAAAUGUGCUGCAGUUCAGGUGUGUUGAUUAUGAGAAUCUGGAUGCCAGUGGAAAGCUAAUGUGAGGGUUCUUCUCUUUAAGGGUAGUACAGUAAGCCGCACUAUACAAAUGUAAAAAAAAAAAAAAAAAAAAAAAAAAAAAGACACAAAUGUGUUUACACAGACAAAGGGAAAUGUACAUGUAUUAUGUUGAAAGUUACACUACCUAAAUAUAAAUGAAAGUAACUGACUUUGACCAAUUAUGCUGCCCUCUUUCUCAAUGUUUACUUUACAGAUUUAUCAAAGAACACAAAUCUACAAAGAAGGUUUAUCUGUCAUAUUCUGUAUUUUAUUUAAAAAAUAAAUCAUUACAUGGAAGCACUCAGAAUCACAUCAGAGAUGACUGAGAUUGUAUUUUUUAAAGCUUUACAUUGAGUAUGACUGCCCUUGAGCAAAUGUGCAAUGAAUCAAUUAACAAUUAAAUGUACUGAAUUCA
Sphaeramia orbicularis (orbiculate cardinalfish) is the source of this 3514-nucleotide messenger RNA. It is a transcript of the gene b3galt2, whose product is annotated as UDP-Gal:betaGlcNAc beta 1,3-galactosyltransferase, polypeptide 2. The record is from RefSeq and is a predicted model, not a curated record. Bases 1446 to 2786 code for a protein of 446 amino acids. Gene Ontology annotation, cellular component: Golgi membrane. Gene Ontology annotation, biological process: protein O-linked glycosylation. The transcript has 2 exons. Lineage: Eukaryota; Metazoa; Chordata; Actinopteri; Kurtiformes; Apogonidae. Gene Ontology annotation, molecular function: N-acetyl-beta-D-glucosaminide beta-(1,3)-galactosyltransferase activity.